Messenger RNA from Adineta ricciae, 2523 nucleotides. NCBI's taxonomy places the organism in Eukaryota, Metazoa, Rotifera, Eurotatoria, Adinetida, Adinetidae. The record is from the annotation of a GenBank genome assembly.
AUGGAAUCAAUGGAACUGGAUGCAAUGCUCGAUGGUGAACAGUUAGCUAACAAUUCUCGCUUACGAAAACGAAAUGCUGGUAUAUGGCAAUCAAGAUGGGUUCGCGCUGGUGUUGGUUGUCUCUUUCUUGCUCUUAUUUCCUUGGCAGGUGCUAUAACGGUAUUGAAGUUAAUACCAAAUACAAAUAAAGAAACUACUGCAAUAGAAAAAAAAGACGAGAUACAAGAAAUGGUCUUUAAGAUUACCCUGUCGACAGACCACGUCCCAAAUAACAACAAUCAACCGUUCGACGUCAAGAAUGCUGAUGCUAUUGCAAACGAAUUAACAAGCAAAUUAAGUGGCAAAACACUUCGUGUGCUUGGUGGUCUGGUUCGCAACGAAGAAGAUUCGAAAAAAACAAGCUGUGACGACACUCUAUCUAGCCAUAUUCUCGAACUGAGCUUAGUUCCUGCCUUUGCAGGCCAAUCUGACGAUCAAUCUAUUGAAAUAAACGUAAAACUAUGUCAAGUUGAAGCUGUAGAUGAUUAUCGUCGUGAACCUGUAGCAACAGCAGCACCCUCACCACAGAGACCAAGACGAAAACGAACAACAACAACAAUACCCGUCGAAGAGCCCGUUGCAUUACGAGCUGACGUACCGUUAGAAUCGCCAGUAGCGGCAACCACAAAAAUCCCAAGAGCAGCAUUAGCAUGGAGAAAUGCUCCGGCGAGAACUCGAUACAAUCUAACAUACAAACAAGAUCCAUAUGCCUCAUCAAGAAAAAGUACUUGCGCUCUAUGUCUCAAUAGAAUAGGUCUCGUUCAAAUGGAUGGUGAUCACGGUUCGGAUAUUCAAGAUGAUUUUCGAAGCUAUUCAAAUAACGGUCAAUAUCAUCGCGCCUUCAUCCUGACAGUAAUUGAAGGUUCAACCCACAAACUACAUCUCCAACUCAAUUGCGGCGGACAUUUGGGUGAUCAAUCAGCCGAUAGUCCCUGCAGUAGUUCGCUAAGUGCACAUGUCUGGAUCGAUUUUAACGAUAAUGAACAUGAUGAUAGUGAAAGUCGUCUAUUACAUAGAUCCUGGCCAACUGAUGGUACACCGACUGGUACAUAUGAUCUGAACAUUUACAUACCUGUCAUCGAUGACUUCAGCACAAGAGUUGGUCCACACAACAUGAUAAUUACUGUUGCGCCAAGUUAUGAAUAUCAAACAGAAUGUGGUGCUAUGGAUUACAAAGAACAACGAAGCUAUUCGGUAAACGUCGUACGAAAAGCUAGACACCCAGUGAUCCCACAAACAACUCCGUACAUCUAUAUAAAUCCAAUAUGUUCAGUCGAUUUUGGUAAAAUAAUUGUUGUGCUUAUGGCUGGCGAAAAAGGCACAGAGAUCCGAGACGAUCUGCUCAAGAACAGUUUGUCAAACUACCAACGAAAUCAACACCAUCUAGGUGUUACUCUUUUCGAACACACAAUCUACUUGUUACGCAUUCAAUUAGACUGUACCUCGCAGUUGAGAACUGAACUAACUGAAACUGGAUGCAAUUUAGCACAAGACGUCAACAUCUUCCUAGACUUGAAUGAUGAUGGUCGCUACGAGUCAUCCGAAAUCGGCACACCAUAUCGGUGGCCUGUAACUAGUUACCUGCCAGAUGGCAUAUAUGACAUGCAACUGCAUGUACCUUAUCUGAACAGCCAAUAUGUAACAUCUCGUCAACAUCGUAUGCGAAUCGUUGUUACGCCAACACCAAACAUCUAUGAAGCUACACAUGUAUCCUACGAUAAUAUCACCUGUACACCAGAAGUCGGUAAAAUAAUUCUCGUCGUUAUGGGCGGAGAGCAUCGCACUCAGAUUCGUGACGACCCAUCAACGAACGCUCUAUUGGAAACUAGCGAUGAAUAUCAACAGCACUUAUCCAUCAUGCUUCGUGAAGGUGUCACUUACUUACUUCGUCUGCAAUUCGAAUGCGGUGGACAUCGAUAUCGAAAUUCACCGGACUACAUGUGCAAACUCCCGCACGAGGUCAGUGCAUGGGUGGACUUAAACGACGAUGGUCAUUACGACGAACCUGAAAGUGCAACACCCUACAGAUGGCCAUUGACGAGCUACUUACCGCAAGGAAUCUACGAUCUUCAAAUUGUUGUACCUAUAAUCGAUGAUCGAAAGAUCAAGAGCGGACCUCAUCGAAUGAAAUUAGUGGUAACCUUGAACGAACAAUAUCGAAGAAAAUGUAACAUCUAUGAUUACCAAGAAACCAAGUUUUAUACCGUUACGAUUGUUUCGCAUACUGCAACUUCAAGUGAGCUUGGUGGUCCAUAUUUGAGAUUAAGUGAUCGAGUGUGCAGUCAAAGUCAUGGUCGCAUUGUGCUUGUCAUCAUGGCAGAGAACACCAAUUAUCGCAUUCGUAUACAACUCGAUUGCGAACUGAUUUCUAGUCGUGGUCCAUUGAGAAGCGACUGUAACUUGGCUCAAGAUGUCAAUAUUCUAAUCGAUCAGAAUAAUGACAAUAAAUUUGACGAAUUCGAAACAGUUACACCACAUAGAUGA